Octodon degus (degu) is the source of this 3784-nucleotide messenger RNA. It is a transcript of the gene Loxl2, whose product is annotated as lysyl oxidase like 2. Lineage: Eukaryota; Metazoa; Chordata; Mammalia; Rodentia; Octodontidae. Gene Ontology annotation, molecular function: copper ion binding; protein-lysine 6-oxidase activity. The record is from RefSeq and is a predicted model, not a curated record. Gene Ontology annotation, biological process: peptidyl-lysine oxidation. The coding region runs from base 293 to 2617 and encodes 774 amino acids. The transcript has 14 exons. Gene Ontology annotation, cellular component: membrane.
CCGAGGAGGGGUUUGCGCCCGGCUCGCUUUAAAAGAGCAAACCCAAGGCUGCAGCGCGCCACUUCCCAAAUUUGGGCUCUCCUCGGCCAGCUGGGGGUCGGAGAAGUCUGCGCGGGUCCCUUGGCUCGGGAAAGGGGCGCCGCAGCGACGGGCGCGGAGAGGGGCCAGAGCCCAGUCCCGGCCCGGCCACAGCGGACCCUGCGACCAAGUUUCUGCUGCUUCCAGCCCAGCUCCGGCUCCGGCUCUGACAGACCCAGAACUCUUCCAGGGACGCUGCAGCCACAGGUUGGGAAUGGAGAAGCCUCUGAGCUGUUUAGCUGUGCUCGUCCUGCUGCCGUCCCUGCGCCUGGCACAGUAUGACAGCUGGCCCUACCAGCUCCAGUACCCCGAGUACUUCCAGCAGCCAGCCCCCGAGUACCACCAGCCCCAGGUGCCCUCAGACGUGGUCAAGAUCCAGCUGCGCCUGGCAGGCCAGAAGAGAAAGCACAACGAGGGCCGCGUGGAGGUCUACUACGACGGCCAAUGGGGCACCGUGUGUGAUGAUGACUUCUCCAUCCACGCAGCCCACGUUGUCUGCCGGGAGCUGGGAUACGUGGAGGCCAGGUCCUGGGCCGCCAGCUCAUCCUAUGGCAAAGGAGAAGGGCCCAUCUGGUUGGACAACGUCUACUGCACGGGCGGCGAGGCCACCCUGGCAGCCUGUACCUCCAACGGCUGGGGCGUCACUGACUGCAAGCACACGGAAGAUGUCGGUGUGGUGUGCAGUGAGAAGAGGAUUCCUGGGUUCAGAUUUGACAACUCGUUGAUCAACCAGAUAGAGAACCUGAAUAUCCAGGUGGAGGACAUCAGGAUCCGCCCCGUGCUGUCGGCCUUCCGACAUCGCACCCCGGUGACCGAGGGCUACGUGGAGGUGAAGGUGGGCAGGUCCUGGAAGCAGAUCUGCGACAAGCACUGGACAGCCAAGAAUUCCCAUGUGGUCUGUGGCAUGUUCGGCUUCCCUGGGGAGAAGACAUACAACACCAAGGCUUACAAAAUGCUGGCCACACGGAGGAAGAAACGCUACUGGCCAUACUCCAUGAACUGCACAGGUACAGAGGCCCACAUCUCCAGCUGCAAUCUGGGUCCCCAAGUGUCACAGGACCCCGUGAAGAACAUCACCUGUGAGAACGGCCUGCCAGUGGUGGUCAGCUGUGUGCCUGGCCAGGUCUUCAGCGCCGAUGGGCCCUCAAGAUUUCGGAAAGCCUACAAACCUGAGCAACCCCUGGUGCGGCUCAGAGGCGGUGCCCAAGUUGGUGAGGGCCGUGUGGAGGUACUCAAGAAUGGAGAAUGGGGGACCGUGUGUGAUGACAAUUGGGACCUGGUGUCAGCCAGCGUGGUCUGCAGAGAGCUGGGCUUCGGAACAGCCAAAGAGGCUGUCACCGGCUCCCGACUGGGGCAAGGGAUCGGACCCAUCCACCUCAAUGAGGUCCGGUGCACAGGGGCGGAGAAGUCCAUCAUUGAGUGCAAACUGAACACAGAGUCACAGGGCUGCAACCAUGAGGAGGAUGCGGGUGUGCGCUGCAACAUCCCCACCAUGGGCUUCCAGAAGAAGGUGCGCCUGAGUGGUGGCCGCAAUCCCUACGAGGGCCGAGUGGAGGUGUUGACAGAGAGGAACGGGUCCUUGGUGUGGGGGACAGUGUGCGGUCAGAACUGGGGCAUCGUGGAAGCCAUGGUGGUCUGUCGGCAGCUGGGCUUGGGGUUCGCCAGCAACGCUUUCCAGGAGACCUGGUACUGGCAUGGAAAUGAUGGCAACAGAGUGGUCAUGAGUGGGGUGAAGUGCUCAGGAACAGAGCUGUCCCUGGCACACUGCCGCCACGACGAGGACGUGUUCUGCCCCCAGGGUGCAGUGCAGUUUGGGGCCGGAGUCGCCUGCUCAGAAACGGCCCCCGACCUGGUGCUCAACGCGGAGCUGGUGAAGGAGACCACCUACCUGGAGGAGCGGCCGAUGUCCAUGCUACUGUGUGCCCGGGAGGAGAACUGCCUCUCAGCCUCCGCUGCACUUGUGCAGAGCGACGAGGAGCUGGUCCGCCACUACCGCCGCCUGCUGCGCUUCUCCUCCCAGAUCCACAACAACGGCCAGUCCGACUUCCGCCCCAAGAACGGCCGCCACGCGUGGAUCUGGCACGACUGUCACAGACACUACCACAGCAUGGAGGUUUUCACCCACUAUGACCUGCUGAACCUCAAUGGCACCAAGGUGGCCGAGGGCCACAAGGCCAGCUUCUGCUUGGAGGACACAGAAUGCGAAGGAGAUAUCCAGAAAAGUUACGAGUGUGCCAACUUUGGGGAGCAGGGCAUCACCAUGGGCUGCUGGGACAUCUACCGUCAUGACAUCGACUGCCAGUGGAUUGACAUCACCGACGUGCCCCCUGGAGAAUACCUGUUCCAGGUUGUCAUUAACCCCAACUAUGAGGUCCCAGAGUCAGAUUUCUCCAACAACAUCAUGAAGUGCAGGUGUCGCUAUGACGGUCACCGCAUCUGGAUGUACAACUGCCACAUAGGCGGCUCACUGAGUGAGGAGACAGAACAGAAGUUUGAGCAGUUCAGUGGACUCUUAAAUAAUCAGCUCUCCACGCAGUAAGGACGCCUCGGGGUCACCUCCUGUCUUCGGGUCAACCCGCAUCUCCCCGGGGGCCAUCCAGACUCAACUCAGGAGGAGGUGCGCCCUCAUCACCAGGUGCUGUGGCCUGGGCUGGCCUCGGAGGCUGGGCUUGGCUACGGGGCUGUGGGAGCAGUGCCGGGAGUUAACUUGCCAGCAUCUGGAGUGACACGCAGGCUGCCAUCGGCUUGCGCCAGCUGAGCCAUGGUCCACCCUCCACACGACGCCCCUAGACUACACGGUUCAUAUGGGGUGGAUUCCCUCUGCGGCGAAACACAGCACAUGGGAGCUACGUGCCCCGGGGGAGGCCAGGGUGACCCCCAGCAGACUUGAACACAGACUUCUCCUCCCAGCCUGCCAACUGGCUCUGUUCAGUCCUAAGUACAGUAGUCCACCCCAUCCACAGGGAUCCAUUCUACAGACCCCAGUGGACGCCACACACCAGUGCCAACCCUACAUAUACUUUUUCCUACACAUACCUAGGAUAAAAUUUUAUUUAGGCACAGUAAGAGGUUAGAAAAAAUAGCAAAUAAAGCAACUAUACCAAUAUACUGUAAUAAAAGCUGCAUGAAUGUGGUCCCUCUCCCCAAGUAGCUUACCGUGCUUUUGCCUCACUCACAGGAAGCACUUUCUGCCUUCUCUUGGCAUUGCCAGGGACGGGACUCUCACCCUUGGGCCAUUGUUCAAUAAAAUAAGUUUUACUUCAACAGGGGCCCUGAGAGUCCGCAACAGUGGGUCUGAUAAGAGAUGACGCUGGGUGGCUAACGUACACAGCGUGGAUGCGCUGGGCAGAGGGGCGAGGCGCGUCCCAGGCGUGAGGCAGCAGAGUGGCUCAAGAUUGCAUCGUGCUACUCAGGACUGUAAAAUUCAGCUGAGAAAGCGCUUCAUUUUCCACUUGACAUUCUGGACCCCAGUUGGCCUCAAACCUCCGAGCAGAACCUUGGGUAAGGCAGGACUACUGUAACCCUGCCACAUCUUCCCACUAGGUGCGCUCACAUUGGUGCUCAUUCUCGUUGGCGCUUCUCUCCACCCUCCUGCUUCGGAAGAUUCCAUUACUGUAUUUCCACAGCCUUUGAAACACAAGUCAUUUAUUGUGGCAUUUAACAUCAGGCAUCCGACCGAGCCUUCGAAAAUAUAGCUCAAAAGAAA